This is a messenger RNA of Doryrhamphus excisus (bluestripe pipefish), 584 nucleotides long. It is a transcript of the gene cartl, whose product is annotated as cocaine- and amphetamine-regulated transcript-like. Gene Ontology annotation, molecular function: neuropeptide hormone activity. The record is from RefSeq and is a predicted model, not a curated record. Gene Ontology annotation, biological process: negative regulation of appetite; cellular response to starvation; positive regulation of MAPK cascade. NCBI's taxonomy places the organism in Eukaryota, Metazoa, Chordata, Actinopteri, Syngnathiformes, Syngnathidae.
UAUAUACGCUUUAUAUAUAUAUAUAUAUAUAUAUAGGCGCACUUGCCAGAACCAUGGAGAGUUCCUCUGUUUUCCGCGGAGUGCUGAUGGUCAGCCUGCUGGCCGUCCUUUGUCGCGGCCAGACGUCCCAGGAGGUUUCUGCUGAGGACUUGGAAGUGGACAGAAACGAACCAGCGGCAGACCGAGAACUGGUGGAAGCGCUGGAGGUUUUACUGGGCAAGGUGCAUAACCGGGUUUCCACGGAGAAGAGAGGCAGCAUCCCGCUGUGUGGGAUCGGCGACCGCUGUGCCAUGAAGUUCGGCCCACGGAUCGGAAAGCUCUGCGACUGCGGCAGAGGAGCCAACUGCAACUCCUACCUGCUCAAGUGCAUUUGAACGCCACUCGCCUGUAGGAAUCCUUAGUCGGGAUACACAGUCCAUUCCUAGCCUCCACAGGUUUUGACUUAUGUUACGCAUGGUUGUUUUUUUUUUGUUUUUUUUUCCCAUGAGGCAUGGAUGUGUGGCGAGUACACUUUACACGUUGCAUGUAAAUGCAUCACGUUCAAUAAAGAGACUUACCAUCAAGGUUGUUUGGAUUUGCUUGGG